ACAUAGUGGAAACCAAGAAAUGGAAUAUUGAGACAGGUGAAGAAGUAGCUUUUUUGGCAGCUUAUAAAUACUCUUCAAUUCAUCACAUCAAACAACCACAACCAUUCUUCACUUCACUUCUUUAUCUUUUGCAACUAUAUCACUUCCAAUGACAAAAACCGAUUCCUCCCAACAACACUCUAACUCAAAAGUCACCACUAGUGAUCCAAUGGAUAUAUGGAGUUCAAUUUUGAACCAAAACAACAAAGAUGAAGCUUCACAAUCAAAAACCAGUCCAUAUAUUCACCCACUUGUGAAAAAAUCAAAAAGUUAUUUAAGUGAAAAGAGUCUUGAAAUUUGCACAGAGAGCCUUGGAUCAGAAACUGGCUCAGAUGGUUUCUCUUCUUCUUACACAUCAUCAUCAUCUGAGGAUGAUAAUUUAGAGGAUGAUGAAAAAUUGAAACAAAAAGUUGAAACAAGUUAUUGUUUGAAGAAUAAGAAAAAGGCUGGGUGUAUUCCUCCACCACUCCCUUCACUGAGCAGUCAAAGUCAACAACUUCAAAUGAGGUCCCACCGUGACAAUGGAACAUUGUUUUUGUUCCUACAAGUUGUUGUGUCGGUUCCUUCACAAAACAACUUCAUCGCUACGCGACAAAAUGGUCGCCUUAUCCUCACUGUUGCUAAUCAUGUUAAAGAAGAAAUUGCUGAGGAAGAUGAGAGUUUGAUAGAGCAACCAAAUGCUUGUAGUUUUGAAUUAGCGGUGAAUAAGAAAGUUAAGAGUCCAAAGUGGUCAGAAAAGUUCAACAAAAUGACAAAUUUUAAGGAUGUUAAAAAUGUACAACAUGGUUCGUUGCCACGGUCGUUGCCUUUGAUCAAUACAUAUCAAUACUACUGGCGAACCAAGGCUACAAGAAACAUUGAUUCUCUAAUUCUCAAUGAUGAAGAAAAUAGAAAUAGCAACAAGGUUGUUGUCUCUGGGAAGAUGAAUAUGUAUCAUGUUUUUUCACGAGAGGUGUUGGUUCAGAAUAUGAAGUUUUGCAAGGAUUCUACAACUACAACGUCUUUUCUUUUCUGGGACCGCUGUUGCAUUGCUACAUGAAUCUUUUACUUUCUUUUCUCUCCUUUAUGUUCCACUAAUUUUAGUUAUAUAUAGUAAGAUUAAUUAAAUGUUGGCGCAAAAUUAUUUUAUAUUUA
This is a messenger RNA of Vicia villosa (hairy vetch), 1173 nucleotides long. RefSeq names its product protein FAF-like, chloroplastic. NCBI's taxonomy places the organism in Eukaryota, Viridiplantae, Streptophyta, Magnoliopsida, Fabales, Fabaceae. The transcript has a single exon. The coding region runs from base 149 to 1078 and encodes 309 amino acids. The record is from RefSeq and is a predicted model, not a curated record.